Phyllotreta striolata is the source of this 2461-nucleotide messenger RNA. The record is from the annotation of a GenBank genome assembly. NCBI's taxonomy places the organism in Eukaryota, Metazoa, Arthropoda, Insecta, Coleoptera, Chrysomelidae.
AAUAAUUCGUACGUACGAUAUAUUUUGAACAAAAAAAAUGUGUUAUACGAAAUUUAUAUAUUUUUAUCUAUAUUCAUUCAUAAUAGCCUAUCUAAAAUUAAAUAUUCGCAUCGCUUACUUAUGCAACCAACAUUACGAAAUCGCGUAAUACGAUUGAUGUAAGCAGAGGAUAUAAGAGGACACUUUAUCUGUCAAAAAAAAGAAAAAGUGAGGUUACAUUUUUUAAUUAAAAUUUGAAAUAAACCCAACGGAUUCGAUAUAAUUAAAACAAACUAAUUAAGUUGAAACUUUACAAGUUGCAAGUCACAAAUAAUUACAUAAUAUAUUGUAAGCAUGUCCUGUGUACCAAAGGUUUUAAAACUGAACAACGGUAUGACAAUACCAACCAUAGGUCUGGGUACGUAUAAAUCCGCAGAGAACGAAGUCAGAGAGGCCGUAAAAUGCGCCAUCGAAGUGGGCUACAGGCACAUAGACACCGCUUGGUUCUACGGCAACGAAAAGGAAAUCGGCAGCGCUCUGAGCGAGUCCUUCCGCAACGGUACCGUCAAAAGACAGGACAUCUUCAUGGUUACAAAGCUCUGGAACAACUUCCACGAUAGGAAGAACGUCGUGCCGAAGCUGAGGGAGUCGUUGUGUUCGCUGGGAUUGGACUACGUGGAUUUGUUCCUCGUGCAUUGGCCUUUUGCGUUUAAGGAAGACGGCUGUACUUUACCCACGAGCAGCAGCGAUUACAGCGACGUGGAUUACUUGGAAACGUGGGAGGGAAUGGAGGAAUGCGUUAGAGAAGGGCUGGCGAAAAGCAUUGGGUUGUCCAACUUCAACGAAGGCCAAAUCGAACGAGUGCUGGGACACUGUAGAAUUAAACCUGUUGUUAAUCAGGUCGAGGUGAAUCCGAACAAUAACCAGAGCGGUUUGAUCAAAUUUUGCAAGGAUAGGGAUAUAGUCGUGACGGCUUUUUGUCCUCUAGAAAGGAUCGGGAAGAGCAGGGAACCCGGUUAUCCUACGGCUACUGUACUGGACCCGAAAGUGAUAGAAAUGGGGAAGAAAUACAACAAAACCGCCGCGCAAGUCGUCUUGAGAUAUUUACUUUCCCUGGGCAUAACUAUAAUACCUAAAUCGGUAACCAGAUCGAGAAUCGUCGAAAAUUUCGAGAUAUUCGAUUUCGAUUUAUCAGACGACGAUAUUUGUUACUUGAAAUCAUUGAAUAAAAACAUCAGAGUUUCGGCUAUGGUGCAAUACAAAGACCACAAACAUUACCCCUUUUAAACGCGACGAAAAAAAAGAAACCACGAAAAUUCCUAUUUCCGUUUAAUCAAAUAAAUAACAAUGAAAUAAUAUUUUAAUAUCUUACAAAUGUAUUUAUUAGUUACUCUCAUUUGUAGCGAGGAAAAAUAAAGGAGAACACGCCGUUCGCGGUCGCGCUAGUUUUUCCUCCUCCUUCGAUAUCUCCUGUGACUCCUGUACUCCUUACUCUCCUUCUCCGCCUCCUUCUCCGCCUCCUCCCCCGCGCUCUCCGCAUUAUUAUCUACUUUAUUAUUUGGCAGCAUCUGAAAAAAAUCCACAACGAUAGCGACGAAAAAAAAAUUGACACCUCCUUCGCCGAACCUACCGCAUCAAUCGACGAAUUCCUCCCGUCCUCCACGUCGUACCCGUUCUCCGGCUCGCCGUUCUCCGUCGCGACGCCCUCCGACGUCUCCAUCGGCUCGCCCUGCGCCAAUCCGCUCCGGCGCUUCUCCUCCGCCGCGUCCGACUCCUCGCUCUCCACCUUCUCGCAGAACCUGGCUGGCGCCUCCUCCGGCGAGUCCGGCCGCCUUAUCCGGAUCUCCGGGCCCCCUACAAACAGAUUUACACAUUACAGAUUGUUAGGCAACCCGCUUCACAUCGCUUCUACUGCAUGCAUUGUGAUUUGCGUACGCCUGAUUGUUAGGCAACCAGUUUCACACUACUAUUAUUAAGGUUUAUAGGAGGAAUUGUAGGGUUUUGCGGGGCGGAAUUGGCGUUGAAUUUACCUCCGUAGAUGUCGUGGAAGAAGGUCCAGACGGCCUCGGGCACGUCGGCCGCCUCUUUGGCGUCCAAUCGGUCCGGAUCGAUUUUGGUGUUGUCGAUGGGACCGGGCGGUUCGUGGUUGCGCUUCUGCACGAAAUUGUGCCAUUGCGUGUACCAAGAGCUGGACAGGUAGUGCGUGUGCGGGGCGUCGCGCGCCUGCGCGUCUCGGCUCGCCCGCAGAAAGGUCUCCAUCUCGUGGAGGAGGCGGCCCUGGAGGGCGGCGCACGCCGGACAGACGGCGCAAUCGACGAACGGCGCGCAACCGCCGAAUUUCCCGUGCAAAUACUGGUAGAGCUCGAGCGGCACGGCCGUCGCGAUUUUGUCGAUGUCGACGUCGCGAUCGGGACUGACGGCGCCGUGUUGGCAGAGGAAGUCCGAGUUGUCGAUGGGGCCCGGUUCGCUGCAGUAGUAGAAC